This is a messenger RNA of Symbiodinium sp. CCMP2456, 7143 nucleotides long. NCBI's taxonomy places the organism in Eukaryota, Dinophyceae, Suessiales, Symbiodiniaceae. The record is from the annotation of a GenBank genome assembly.
AUGUUCGAGAUCAUCAGUCACCCAUUCCCUCUUGGGAUGGGUCCUCCAGAACAUGGAGACGAUACACGCGUGAGGACCGGCCAGGCUGCUGGCCAUGAGUUGGUCACGGAUGGUUGUGGACAGUCCGUCGGGAGCCAGAGUACUGCUUCAGAAGCUGGCGAUGAGUCGAUUGGCAACUUCCUCGUCCGGGAGACUCUCAUCCACGAGGAGUUCGUCGAGGAACAAAGGGACUUUGGUUUGCCGGAUGAUGAUGACGGCUGGGAUGAUGAGGAUUGGGGUAAGGGCUCGUGGGGCUGGUGGUCCUAUGGCGAUGAAGAUGCUGAGGGUGAUGCAGAAGAUGCUGAGCUACCGGCAGAUCCGACGACCACCGGCGAUGAUCCUCCCCAAGUCAUCGAGGAGAACCGGAACCAGGCUGGAGAUGGGUUAACCCCCGACGAGAUGAGGGACAUCCUUUCCAGCACAAAGAACAGCAUGGACUAUGACUUGAUCGCGGCAGCGCUCCAGAACUUGUGGGACGACCAGCUCCUGGGCAACAGGCCUAAGCACAAGCCCUUCUACCCGCACCACGCGCACUACAUGGACGAGGCGGACGACCAUGAGCUCUACUACCAGGAUGGUGGCGCAGCAUGGGAUGAUGAUUCUUCAUGGUGGGACGACGGCUAUGCCUACUACACGGAUCAGAGCCACGAGGAUGAGUGGUGGCAAGAUGAUUGGGGCACGACCGACACGUCGCCCCUGGCCAACGCGGCUACGUCUGAGUCUGUGGAUGAGGAGAAAAUGAGAGAGGCCCAGCAGGCCGAACAGAUGGCCGAAUCGCUGGCCAUCGAGGCUCAGAGGACCUGGAGUGAGGCCCAACGGGCCACACAAGCCUUGAGACGAGAUCGAGGUUUCGGAGCCCCUGGUGCCAGCAACAUGACCAAGUGUUACAUCUGUGGCGGCCCGCACUUCAUGAAGGACUGCCCCCGCAAUUCCGGCGGAUCCCCCAAGGGCAAGAUGAAGGGCAAGGCCAAGUACGGCUACGUGACGGACAUGGACGCGUACUACAUCAAGGGCAAGUCCAAGUCCAAGGGGAAGUCCAAGGGAAAGAAGGGCAUGUAUCUGAACGCGGAUGCCGUUUGGAAGGGAAAAGGCAAGGGACCAGACUGGGCUCCGAGGACGGUCAACGCCUACGCGAGUGACUACUUCAUGGGUGGCCUGGAGCUUUCCACGACCAUUGCGAGCUCAAAGCCACCACAGGCCAAGGCGGCCCCAGAGUUAGGGAUGAUCGACUGUGGAGCGACAGCCUCAGCCGCUCCUGAGGCGGUAGUCAAAGGAUUGAUUUCGGCAAUCCUUGAGAAGGACAGCGGAGCCCGAGUGGACGUCGACACAAAUGCCAGGCCCUACUUCAGAUUUGGUGAUGGCCGAUGGGGUCGUGCGCUCUACCGGGUUCAUAUCAGCAGUGCAGUUUCAGGUUCCACCAAACGGUUUGCACUCUACGUCCUACCGAAUCCCAAGGAGUACUUUCAAGCAGGGUUUGACAAGGCAUCCCUAGUACCCAUUCUCAUUGGCAUGGACUUUCUUGGGAAGGAUGGCAAUGGUCUCAUCAUUGACUUUACUACCGGCCUAGUCACGAGUUCUGUUGAUGAGAAACCAGAAAUCCUACAGCUCAAACAAAACCACAAGGGACACUUCUUGUUGGAUGUUCGGGAGUAUCUCACGCGGGGACAUGUGAAUCUUGAAGGUCAUGCUCAUGUGGUUGUGUCACCGUCUUCGGCAAGCAUCCUUCAACCUGAAGCACAUGUUCUCGAAUUUCAUGUUGUGCAGUUUGACCUGACAGCCAGUGAUCUUGUGCUUGAGAGUUCAGUGCUGCAGCGGUUUGAGUGUGACAGCAACUUCUUGCUCAAUGCUCGCGACCCAGCAGCCGCGGAGAUCCUCACUGCGGCGAUGAAGGUGAAGGCUGCUCCCAAGAAGCCGCGAGCGCGUUCACUCGAUCUGAACCGCUCCAUGAAGGCGGACCCCAGGGAUCCUCGCAGCAGCCCGAAGUGCUGGCCAUGUUACGGCCGCCACCAACCAGACAAGCCGCAAGCGAAUCAAUGGGGCCAAUGGGUACACUGCCAAGUGUGCAACCUCCGCAUCCUCUACACGCCUCGCAAAGGAGCCCCUGCCAACCACACAGUGACUCACAAUGCCGCCAUGGUGAAGAAAAUGCUCACCCAACUGAAACCUCUCCUCGGCGACCGGAAGCCCACGGCAAGGGUGUGCUUGCACAUGUUUGCAAAGAUCACGGCCGAGGAGGUCCUGGAGGAGUCGAUCCGGGAGAUUGUGACCCCGACCAGUCUCUCAAUGACCUCGGCUACGGCAAGCGCGAACGGCUACCACGGCAGCACGAUUCAGGACAACGAGGAGGAGCUGGUCAUCGACUACAGCCACGAAGUGGAGGUGAUGGCUAUGGCAUCCUUGAUGGUUGCAGCGACAGCGUCCGCUCUGGUCGGACUUCAACUAGACGGGCGAGAUGGACUCUGGGAGUUCACUGGAACACACCCAGCGUGGAUUGUUGAUGCGGCCCAACAUCAAGGACUACAACCGCGAGCCAUCAACCUGCAAGCAGGCUAUGACCUACAACGGGAGGACACAUGGGCUCAACUACGGAAGCUGUGGCAUCAACGGCGACCUCGGAAGUUGUGGUUCUCUCUACCCUGUCAGUCAUGGUGUCCAUGGACGACUAUGGACAAACAGGAUCCUCGCCAACAACGGAACCUGGACACCCAGAGGCGCAAGGACAGGCGACAACUUGGCUACGCCGUGGAGUUCGUGAAGUACGUGCUAUCUCAGGACGAUGAGACCCAGGUGUACUGGGAGAUGCCCACCAACAACUACGGAUGGAAGCAAGCGGCUCUACAACAUCUACGAGAAUGGUUGGAACUCAAGAUGCUUCCAUGGCUUGGUUGCAGAAUGGAUGGGUGCGUGUAUGGUCUGCGCGAGGAGUCACAGGGAGACCUGGUCAUCAAGAAAUGGACGAUUCAGACAAACGAUGAACGGUUCCAUCGCAACUACCGGGCAAAGGUGUGCGUGGGUAACCACCGACACAGCAUGACUGCCGGCGUCGACUACCAGCGAGGCUCCUCUUAUCCAAAGAGGAUGGUGGAAUCUAUUGUCCGUUCAUGGCGUGAUGAACUUGCGCCUCCCCGACAUCACCGACUACUUUCUCUUCAACAAGAUCAACCAGCUCUCGCUGAAGAAUGGAUGGAGGCUGAAUCUGUGGAGCUUGAUGAUGAAGUUGUGGCGUAUACGGAUGAUAACCUUAUUGACCACGACUCCCUCCUGAGUGAGUCCUUCCGCAUUCAACAUGAACACCAAGCUCGAGAGGCAAGAACCUAUGCGAGAUUUGACUGGGAGACUUGCUCUACUCUUCAUCAACUACAUGAUUAUGGUCGCAAUUCUGGGAGGCCGCACAGCCGAGGAACCACGUCCGGAGUGAAUAGUUUCGGACUGGGCGCCUACUCCCACGGUGCCUUCAGAGGCAUCUCAAAGCUCACCUUCAAAAAUCAGGCGGUUUAUGGCUACAAGGUCAACCACCUCCGGGGCGCUCUGUGGUCAAACGGCUCGUACAAGGGCUGGGCACGCUUCCCAAAGAUGGACCGGCUUUCGGAUAAGCCUAGCAGUCUACACCACGAGACUGGCGCCCUGGAUGGAGUCAUCAAAGAAGCACACGAUGCAGGCGUUAGCCAGAAGGAGUAUGAAGCAUGGCAGUCCAAGGUGUCCAAAUUUCACAGAGCAGCUGGACAUCCCACAAACCGCAACCUGGCUCGCAUCAUCUCUGAUGGAGGGCAUCCUCAAUGGAAGAUUGACGUGGCGCUCCAACAUCGAUGUCCUGCAUGUGAGGCCAACAGACCUGGAAGUACCAGCGCGGGAAGCAUACCUCCAGCAUCGACAUCUCCUAUGUACAAGGCUUGGCAAGCUGUUACCGUGGAUGCGGCAGAAUGGCCGGUGCCAGGGACACGCAACAAGGUGAAGUUUCUCCUUUUCAUGGACUAUGCUACCAAGCUUAGAGUGGUGGUCCCGAUCAAGACAGUGGAGAUCAUGGCCAUGCAUGCGGAGAGUGCAGAAGAUGUGAUACAGGCCUUUUCGGAAAGAUGGUUGAGCGUUUUUCCGAAACCACAAGUGAUGAUCAUGGAUUCUGCGAAGACGUUUACGUCUGCGAAGAUGCAUGAGUUCCUGUCCUCCCUCAACAUUCUUCCGCACUUCAUUGCUGAGAAGGAACACUGGAGUCAUGGGGUGGCGGAAGCAGCCAUCCAAGAUGUCAAAACAACGGCUACCUCAAUCCAUCUCGAAGCCCAAGACCAACGACCCUAUGUGACGCUACAGUUGACGGCGGCGGCACUGAAUUCCACGGAGUACACCGCCGGUUUCUCAGCCUUCCAAUGGGCCUACGGUCGCAACUACAACAUCUCAGAGGAGGACUACAGGACCUUUGCCAACGAAGUUGACCACCAACAGCGGGACUUUUCUCAACUUGUGGUGGCCAGACAGCAAGCUGAGGAGAUUGCACGGAAGACCAAGGCGCAGCGUGUGCUCUCCAAGCUGGCCAACACUACCGUGCGACAACCUCUACGUGCAUUCAAGGAAAUGGACCUGGUGAAGAUUUGGCGCAAGGUGUGGCCACAAGAGGUUCACAAGGGACCCCGUGGUGGAAUGAAAUUGGCUGGAAGACCCCAUUGGAUUGGACCAGGUCGAGUGGUCUUUCAUGAGAUACUUCCUCAACAACAACCUGGAGACCAAAGACGACACAUUGUCUGGGUCUUGCUGGGAGCACGACUCUACCGAUGCUCGGUCCACUCCGUUCGUCCAGUGACGGAAACGGAGAGAUUCAUUUACGAGACUUCAUCCGUUGAAGACCCGAGUCAAUGGAAAUCUCUAGCAGAUAUUCUGCCCAAGAGAGAGUACCAGGAUAUUGUUGAUGAGGAGCCGAAUGAAGAGGAGAGGGAGUUGCCUGAUCUACCCCCUCAACCGGAUGACUCGACUGUCCAAGUUCCCACACGACGAGUUCGACAGAAGACCUCCUUCCGCACUGGCGACUACACCAGUCAACCUGUAUGUGAACGACUUCAGACUGAGGAAGUCAAUGACUAUGGAACUGGAACACAACAGCCAACCUCUUCGUCUACGGCAACUUCGUCUGGACUUCAUCAACCACCAUCACCAGAAACUCCGGAUCCCAAAAGAGCCAAGGUGACGGAAGACGACGACCUUGCUGAGACCAACAAGAAAUACGGCUCGUGGGUCAACGAACUACAGACACUGGCAGCCAUGGAAGAGAAAGAGCUGGAUCUACACGUGGCCCUAGAGGAGACACAUGAGUUCCUGAAGAUUGAGAUUGACCUGGGUGACUCCAUGUCAAACCGACAGAGAAAGAUGUUGAUGAACAACCCUCAAGCCUUUCUGGUCAAGAAGAUGAGGAACUCUGAGGUGAACAUUGCCAAGCUCCCCAGCCACGAGAAGGCUCUCUUCACAAGAGCCAAGACUAAGGAGGUCAGUUCGUUUAUUUCCAACGAGGCCGUGAGGAAGUGUCUGGAUGACUCCGAGAUCCGCGAGGCCUACGACAGUAACCGGAUAGUAAAGGCAAGAUGGGUUCUGACGUGGAAACUUGUACCUCCUGAGGAACAAGCUGAAGCUAGAGAAGACGCCCGGAAGAAUCCGGACACCACCCACAACCAAUCCGGCACCAAAAAGGCGAAGGCACGGAUUGUCCUGCUUGGGUUUCAACACCCUAGCCUUUUGGACAGGAAGUUCAAGACCGCAGCUCCAGUACAAUCCUCGAUAGGUCGCAAUCUGCUCUACCAGAUGGCUGCGCAACACCAGUGGCCGAUCGAGGGACUUGACUUGGCUACAGCGUUCCUUCACACACAGCCUACAGAAGCGGAUGAGCGGUUAUGGACUACUGGAGUGGAAGAACUCCGGGAAGCCUUGGGCGUCGGUGACGAGGCCAUCAUGCGGAUCCUGCGGAACAUCUACGGUUCUACCACGGCACCCCGAGGGCUAUGGCUUGAUCUUCAUAAAACUUUGACAAGAUUAGGUGCAACGCCCGUUCUUGCCGAAAGAUGUAUGUGGAUUUGGAAGUCGGCCGAAAGACGCGAUGAUGAUCACCCGAUGGUCAUCGGUGCUAUGGGUGGCCAUGUGGACGACUUCCACAGGCUUGGCGAUGGCUCCGAGGAGUGGAAUGGCGUCAAGGAGCAGAUCGACAAGGCCUACAAAUGGGGCAUGACAAAGAAGGGCAACUAUCGUCAUGCAGGAACUGAUGUUACCAGCGUUCAAUGCUCCAAUGGAGACUUCCUCAUCGAGGUGGACCAGUCCUACUACGCGGAGACGGUGGCGGACAUCGAGAUCUCACCCGAGCGACUACGGGAGGAUGGACCUCUUAUCCAGAAGGAGAUUGGAGCAUGCCGUACAUCAUUGGGAGAACUACAGUGGCUGGCAAUACAGACUCAGCCACAACUAUGUGCCAGGUGCAACCUGUUGUUGACAGAAGUAGUCACUGCCGGCUGCUUAUCUCAUGCUCGGGAAAUUCAGGAAAUGGUGUGCGAAGUGCGUCGGCACACCUUCAAACUUCGGUUCUUCCGCAUACCGGCAGCCAAGCACUGGAGUGAUAUUGUCUUUGUUUCCAUGGGUGAUCAAGCGCACAACAAUCGCCCUCGUGGAGAUUCUACCGGUGGCAUGAUCACUCUGAUGGCAGGACCAGAUGCGCUCCAAGGCAAGAUGAGCUACAUGACCUUAAUUGCCUGGAGGACAUGGAAGCUUCAGCGGAAGUCCAUAUCUUCCAAUGAUGCCGAAGUACAGUCCAUUCUGGAGGCGGAGGAUCAGAACUUCCGUGUUCGUCUACUUUGGACGGAGAUGCAUGGGGCUGGAAUGCGAAACAACCCACGAGAUCCUCUCGUGCAGAAUGCUGAGCGGCAAGUCCUACGAGUUCGUGGAGUUCUGUGUACGGACUCCAGGGGCGGCUAUGACGCCGUCGAGGUGAAUGAGAGCCCGCUUCUCGGGCUCAGCAACAUGCGUGCAGCCCUGCAGGCCUUUCAGUUGAGAGACAAUCUAGCUCGAGUUGGAUGUGAACUUCGCUGGCUGGCUUCUGACUAUGACCUCGCAGACGCUUUGACGAAGAAAAAGCUGGAG